ACAGGGACCCAACAGUUCAGAACCCUGGAACCCACACAGCCAACUGUGAGGUCAGGCCAGCAAGGUCUCGUCUUUGAGACCCUAGAGAGAUCAGAAUGCUCUCUCGCUGUUUUAAGGCUACUCCAGGCUCAGAGCCCAAGAAAGACAGGAGUGAAGGCCGUGGUGUCUGGAAACACAGAGUUCACUCUUGCCUCCAAUGCUUCUGGCCAUCUGGCAGGAAGGAAACAAAUCUGACCCAGGGCAGCCAGGCCCAGGACUGCAAAGACCAGGUUGAGAAAGAGUCUGCCCCAAUGGUCCAGGAGGAGCCCUGUAGAGAGUCCCGCAUCAGCGCAGUCAUGGUGGCAAGACUGGUGAACCACCUGGUGCCUUCCCUGCAGGGUGGGGACCCCUUCUUUGUCCCAGCCUUCCUGUGUAUCUACCAAAGGUUUGCCACCACCCAGCAGGUGCUGGACCUGCUGUUGGAGCGGUAUGCACACUUGCGCCUUUUUUGUGAAGAGGAUGAACAAAUAAAGAAGACCAUCUGUACUUUUCUGGACACAUGGAUGGACAAGAAACCUGAGGAAUUUUGCCAGUCUUCAGCCCUGACCAUUGUGAAACAGCUGAAGAACUUCUUGGUUGUGAACAUGCCCUACUCAGAUCUUACUGUUCGUGUCUGUAUGCUCCUGACCCAUUUGGAGGAAGAAGAGGCCACUGAAUCAGAGGUCAAGGAUGAAGAAACCUCAGAGAUGCCCACAUCAGCAAUGCAUCUGCCUGCAUCCAUUAAUCUGAGGAGGCAUGCAUUCGCAGAUCCAGAGCUUGAAGUGUGUUAACCAGCAGCGAUGCCAGCUACUCUGGCGCCAGAACCAACUUGUGCACCAGAGCCAGAGAGCACAAACACCACCAGAAGAUUCUGUGACAUCUCUGCUGUUGGAACCAGGAUCCCGUGUGUCUCACCGUGUCAGCAGACACAGUGCCACUUUCACUUAUCCCACCUUCCUUCAAUGGGUCUCCCUCCCUGGGGAAUGGCCUGCCACCCUUUCUCCAGUUUCCCAUCUGUAGCCAUUCUGCAGACAGCACCAGCUCUGUAUCCUCCAGAGUCACAUCCUGAUUUCAACCAUGCAGCAUUCCCAGCAUCACAACCAGCUUCCCCUUCCCCGAGAAAUAGCCUCUUCACUCUUCUGGCUCUUUUCGACAUUGUGUGAAAGUAUCGGUUUUAAUAAAUUAUUAGUGAUUGA
Molecule: messenger RNA, 1214 nt
Organism: Mesocricetus auratus (golden hamster)
Lineage: Eukaryota; Metazoa; Chordata; Mammalia; Rodentia; Cricetidae
Product: ral guanine nucleotide dissociation stimulator
Exons: 5
Coding region: 96-809 (237 amino acids)
Source: RefSeq, a predicted model, not a curated record